AGGAGUUCAUCUCUGAACUGGGUAACCAAAUUUUGCGUGUGUUCUUACAAUUAAUUUUUUCACAUUCCUUGCUUUUCAAGCACUCGAUUGGUUUUCAAUCACUCGAUUGGUUUUCAAUCACUUAAUCUGCAUUAGUAUUGUUCUUCAUCAAGAUUAAACUCAGUUUCUGCUGAGUCAUGAUCCUGACAAUUAUGGACCUUGUUUAUCGAUUGUGUGUAUUCAGGAAUUUGGUGAAUGGGGAUAAUUUCUCUGGAAAUUGGGUAACUGUUGGAGUGCUAACUGGGAAGGGGAUUCAGAAAACAAGUUCAAAUGGGAAGAGCUUUUGUAUAUGGAAAAUUGGUUGUUUGGAUGAAAACACUGUUCCUAUUUUCUUGUUUGGAAAUGCUUAUCAGAGGAAUUCCCAAGAGCAGGCAGGAACGGUCUUUGCAUUCUUCAAUUGUGGUGUUCGCAAGGAUGCCAAGGGUAAUGGCUUUUCUUUGAGUAUAUACUCCCCUAACCAAAUUGUGAAGAUGGGCACCUCUGUAGAUUACGGAGUUUGCAAAGCGAAAAGAGCGGAUGGGAUGGCAUGUACAAUGGCCAUAAAUAAGAUUGACGUUCCUGAAUUAUUAUUCUGUAUGGAAAUUCUUCCCCAAAUAUGUGUAGAUACUUUUGGUGCUUUUUUAACUACUCAAAAAUUUUAUACACGAGAAGAGGUGAUCAGAUCUCAUAUUAACAAAAAUGUUGGUGCAAAAUUCAAGAAAUAUGUGGUGAAUGACAUGCAAAAGAUGAUAUACACAUUAUGGCUAAAAGUUGUUUGGGCUAGUAAUGAAGUUGAGCAUGACCAACAGUUGCAUCAACUUGAGCAGCCAUGUGUUGCUUUUCGUGGAUUUAUUAAUUAUGUGAAAGACACAUGGUUGACUCCAUAUAGACAAAUAUUUGUUGGAGCAUGGAUUAAUCGAGUCCUACAUUUGGGUAACACGAUGACUAAUCGGUAA
This is a messenger RNA of Lathyrus oleraceus (garden pea), 974 nucleotides long. RefSeq lists its product as uncharacterized. Gene Ontology annotation, cellular component: nuclear replication fork. The transcript is spliced from 5 exons. NCBI's taxonomy places the organism in Eukaryota, Viridiplantae, Streptophyta, Magnoliopsida, Fabales, Fabaceae. Gene Ontology annotation, biological process: DNA replication initiation. Bases 177 to 974 code for a protein of 265 amino acids. Gene Ontology annotation, molecular function: DNA replication origin binding; single-stranded DNA binding. The record is from RefSeq and is a predicted model, not a curated record.